ACCAAACAUUUAGUUUCAGAGACCAAACACUAAAGCAUGUUAUUCACAAGCCAAGAUGCACCAAUAUUUCCACCGUCCUCUCACCACCAACACCUCUCCAUCAACUUCUCCACCAUCGGAGCCUGAUUUAACAUCCUUUCACCCACUUUCCUUCGACCGCACCGCACCAGAUUACACCUCCCUCCUCUCCGACGAACUCCUCCUCAACGUUUUCUCCAAGCUUCCCAUCUCUCAACAUGUCUCCAAUUCCUUGGUCUGGAAACGCUGUUUGUACCUCCACGGCCGGCUGUUGCAGUCCCUUAAAGUUACAGAUUGGUCGUUUGUUACUUCGGGUCGGGUAUUUAUCCGGUUCCCCAAUCUAACCGAUUUAGACCUGGUCCGUUCGUGUAUUGGGAUGUCAAGGUGUUCCAGCACUAUAUUAACCAACACAAUUAUGUCGGUUCAUGUUGAUACUGGUUUUACUCUCGACGGACUUCUCGAAGAAACGGCGUUGUUGCCGUUGAAUGAAAUCGACGGAGGGCUUGCAACGGUAGCCGAAAAGUACCCGAAUUUACAGAGAUUAGUAGCGAUUGGUGCAAGCGAACAAGGAUUGUUAAGAAUAGCGGAGGAGUGUUCCACAUUGCAAGAAUUGGAGCUACAUUGUGGCGGGGAUUUGGCUUUGAAGGCCCUUUCGGGGAUUAAAAACUUACGGGUAGUGAAACUGAUUGGGUUCAUUGAUGUGUUGUAUAACUCGACGGUCAAAUUUCGAUUGCUUUGA
This is a messenger RNA of Hibiscus syriacus, 757 nucleotides long. Its product is annotated as F-box protein At5g51380-like. NCBI's taxonomy places the organism in Eukaryota, Viridiplantae, Streptophyta, Magnoliopsida, Malvales, Malvaceae. The record is from RefSeq and is a predicted model, not a curated record. The coding region runs from base 56 to 757 and encodes 233 amino acids. The transcript has a single exon.